CAGACUUAAACAUGUCACUGCCCAGAAAUCAGAGGAAGGGCGAGAUGGAGAAAAUACUGAUGUUGCUUCUGUCCAACCUGCAGCAAGAAAGUUGUGCUGGACAGGUGGCACUUACAUUUAUGCAGGCUCAGGGAGAAAGCCUCAACUGCUGAUGCACCUGGAGAGCUACAUGAACAAGGAGCUGCAUACUAUCAGCUCCCAUGAGCCGAACUUUCUGGAACUAAAACUACAGGUCUACCGUGAUGUCUUCAGUUGUUUCAUCAGAGAGUUCAAAACCUACCAACCUCUUCUUUCUGCCAUCAAAAAGGAAUAUGAAAACACUUUAGCAUAUCAGCAGGAUCAAAUCCGAGAGCUGGAACCACUGCGAUCCCAUCUGAGGCUGGUAACAGAGGAAUGUGACAGGAAGAUUCAAGCUCGCUGGGCAGAGGAGCAGACUGAGAUUGGAGCCUUGAAAAGGGAGAAGCAGCAACUGCAAAGGGACAUUGAGGCCAUGAGGGAGAAAGAAAAGGCCAUGCAGGCUGUGGUGGAUCAUCUGCAGUCUGAACUCUCCAACCAGUAUCUGCAGUAUCGAGAGGAGCGUGAUGCCCGCAAGUUGCUGAUCUGGCAGCUUAAUGACCUAAGAAGAGGAUCUGUGAAGGAGGAGCAUCCUGCAGAUGAAAAUACAGAAGAGUCUAAGGACCCUGUGGAGCUGCAGCUCGCUCUGAAGGUGUGUCGCAAGGACCUUACUAAAGCCCAGGAGGACCUUAACAGGAUGAAGGCAGACUACUGGGAUGUCGUGCCAAGACGCAACUGGGACACUCUGGAACAAACACACAAACAAAGCCUUCUGCAGUUGAAGACACUGCAGGGUGAAUUUGAUCAGUUGAAGAGUGAGUAUGAUUCCCUGAUGAAGCAGCGCAGAAGAGGCAGUAUGAAGACACAUGACCCACAUGACCCCAGCACUGUGCAGAGGGAUGAGAGUGUGUCCCAAGGGCAAAACCAGACUCUGUCCAGCCACCUUAAAGAGCCAAUCGUCUCUGAUGCCCCUGAGAGCAGCACACCCACUGUCCAGGAGAUCAGGGCGGCCCUGAGGACAGCAGUCCCUCUGAAGUCAGAUGAGGAAAUAGAUGAACUUGUGGCCCCGACUCAAAGAGAACCAGACAGCAGCAAUGACACCGUCUCCUCUCAGAGACUCCACAGCCUGCCGGCAGAAUCAAGUGUGGCCCUUUUACCUCCAGUUUUUGAAGAAUCAAAAGAAAAUUCUGCAUCAACUCACCUUCCAGCCAGUGACUGAUAUUAUGUUGUAGUACUGA
Molecule: messenger RNA, 1292 nt
Organism: Plectropomus leopardus (leopard coralgrouper)
Lineage: Eukaryota; Metazoa; Chordata; Actinopteri; Perciformes; Serranidae
Source: RefSeq, a predicted model, not a curated record